CACUAUUUUUCAUAGACAUUUCUCUCGGUGCCACCGUGCAGUGAGGUUAGUAAUUGGAAAGCUACUGUCUGUAACAUGGAAAAUAACCCAAAGAAUCAGAAAGAAGCAAACGAGGAAUUUGCUUCUCAGGAACUCAAAGCAACUUUAGAUUUACCAACGUCUGAAAUUACAGAGGAAAUAUUAGAGAAAUGUGGUGGAUUUGGUCUGUUUCAAAAGGGACUUACUGUCUUUAUUUCAAUAUUUGCAAUACUUUACGCCCAAACAAUAUUGAGUAUGGUAUUUAUAAGAGAGAAGAUUCCCUUUGAUUGUUAUCCGUCAAAUUUCAAUGAAUCUAUGAUCCCACCAAAUGUAACUUUGGAUGAAUUAUUAAAUAGAGUGAAUAUUGAAAAGGAGGAAUGUUCUGUGUAUAACCUGGAUACUAAAGAAGGAUUUUAUACCCUUCCCACCAGUAAUUCUUCAAAGGAACCGUGUAAUAACGGUCGAAAGUUUUACACUGAGGAUUUGUCGACUAUAGUUUCUGAGUUUGAUUUGACUUGCGACAGAGAUUGGAUGAGAAACAUUGCAUUCUCUAUAAUGUUUGCAGGCUUUAUGCUGGGAAAUUUAUUAUUUGGUGUAUUGUCAGACAAAUUCGGUAGAUUUAAAACGUUUUGUGUCGCAGACUCGCUUCUCAUAUGUUGCGCACUUGCUAAAAUAUACGCACCAAAUUAUAUUGUGUUCAUCAUUUUUUAUUUUGCCGAAGGAAUUGGAUUGUCUGGCACGUAUAUAGUUUUAUAUACCAUCUUGAUCGAAUGCGUCUCCCAAAAGUACCGAUCGCAUUUGAAUUUUAUUAUGCAUACCUUCUUCGCUGUUGGAGAAAUAAUUCUCGCUGGAGUGGCAUAUGUACUUCGUAAAUGGCAUCAUCUAUUGUACGCUACAACUAUUCCACACAUUCUGUUCGUCAUUAUAGCGUUGAAAUAUCUUCCUGAAUCUCCAAGAUGGCUUCUUAAUGAAGGAAGAUUUGAAAGAGCCGAGGAGUCCUUUAAUAGGAUCGCAAGAACAAAUAAAAAAGACAAUGAAGAUAUGAUAAAACUUAUUCGGAAACUUCAAAGAGAUGCAGAAAGCAAAUCAGAAUUUAACGGCAAAAUUAUUGAAACUGUAAACCAUGGAAAUAACCGAAAAACUAAAGACAAGACUUAUUAUACAGCAAUUGAUUUGCUAAAAAAACCUCGAAGAGCGAUGAUUUCUAUAAACCUUUGGUUUAACUGGUUUGUGAACGCUAUGAUUUAUUACGGAGUGACGCUAAAUUCCAUUGACAUGUCUGGCAGUCGGUACCUAAACUUUCUAUUGAUGUCAGCCGUAGAAAUUCCAGCCACCAUUCUCGGCUAUUUUAUGUUUAAGUGGUUUGGUCAUCGUAAGCCGCUGUGUCUCUUCUUGGUAUUUGGCGGAAUUAACUGUAUUGUCGCAAACUUUGUGGCAAAAGUUAGCUUUUGGUUUCCUCUGAUAUUAACUGUCCUCGGGAAGCUCGGUACGACAGCAGCAUUUGACGGUGUCUUUCUGACGUCAGCGGAACUUUUUCCAACAGUAGUACGCAACAAUGGCUUGAGUACGUCUGUGUCUUUUUCUCGAAUUGGUGCAUUACUUUCACCAGUAAUUCUUGGGCUCUCUGUAUAUGGCUUUUGGAUACCUCUUACUACCUAUGGACUCUUAGGAAUUGCUGCUGGAUUGCUGAUCCUUUUGCUUCCUGAAAUGAAGGAUGCUUGUUUACUUCAAACACUGGAAGACAUGGAUAAUCUGUAAAUUUGGUUUAUCGUGGAGAUUCCAUUUCGGAGAGUUUCAAAUACACGAACGUCUGCGAAUAUUUAAUAUCAAAUUUAUGAAAAUAUAUA
This is a messenger RNA of Octopus sinensis (East Asian common octopus), 1865 nucleotides long. Its product is annotated as organic cation transporter protein-like. The record is from RefSeq and is a predicted model, not a curated record. Gene Ontology annotation, molecular function: transmembrane transporter activity. Gene Ontology annotation, cellular component: membrane. The transcript has 9 exons. NCBI's taxonomy places the organism in Eukaryota, Metazoa, Mollusca, Cephalopoda, Octopoda, Octopodidae. The coding region runs from base 76 to 1776 and encodes 566 amino acids. Gene Ontology annotation, biological process: transmembrane transport.